AGCGUAGAGUGGUGCAUGUAGCUGUGUGUAAACUACGGUUUUUAGCUGCGUUGAUAGCUGUCAGUGUUCACAGUGCUUUGGGCUGCUGUGUUGCUCCAAACAGGCGUCGUUAAAUGCUUGAUAGUUUUACCGUUUUCCCGUGAAACAAAUGCACACAGUCGUGGGGUUAAACUGCUGCUGAGUUUCUGCUGCCUCAGCGGAUUAGCGCCAGCUAAGCCUGUCUAUGAGAACGCUGUUGGGUGAAAAGUUGAAUUUGGGAAGAUUUUAAACUGGCAGAAAGAUGCAGGUGAGAGACUGUCUGAUUUCUGCUCCCGGGAAAGCCAUCCUCCACGGGGAGCAUGCUGUUGUUCAUGGAAAGGUGGCUCUCGCUGUGAGUUUAAACCUGAGAACAUAUUUGCAGUUGAAAGGGAUUUCUGACGGCAAAGUGUCUAUUAACCUACCUAAUAUCGACACAUUCGUCUGUUGGGAGCUCUCUGAACUGAAGAAUCUGACGUCCUGUUUAAGCGAUAAAAAGGAAGAGGUACAACGUCUGGAUUCUGAACUGGUGAAAAGACUGCGUGAAUUUAUCGGGGUGACCAAUGGAAAUUUGGACAGCAGUACUACAGCCACCUUAGCCUUCCUUUAUAUCUACCUAUCCCUUUUUGGAUCUGGAGAGAUGCCCAGUCUGACGGUGUCUGUGUGGUCAGAGCUGCCGACCGGAGCAGGACUGGGCUCAAGCGCUGCCUACUCGGUGUGUUUAGCUGCAGCUCUGCUCUGUGCGAGUGGAAAGAUCCCCACACCGCUCAAAGAGUGGGAGCACACCGGCAGAUGGUGUCAGGAGGAUCUGGAGCUCAUCAACAGUUGGGCUUUCCAAGGGGAGAAGAUCAUCCAUGGCAAUCCGUCAGGAGUGGACAACGCUGUAGGAACAUGGGGUGGCAUGCUGAGGUUUUUAGCUGGAAAGAUAAUACCACUGAGCAGGGUGCCGUUGUUGAGAAUCCUCCUCACCAACACCAGAGUGCCGCGGAGCACCAAGGUACUUGUUGCCAGGGUGAAGGACAAAAUUAACAAGUUUCCUUCUAUCAUGAUGCCCGUGCUGGAUUCAGUUGACGCCGUUUCCUGCACCUGUGAGAAAGUCCUAACAGAGAUGACUUGUGAGCCCAUCACAGGGGAGCACUAUAACAUUUUAGAGGAGCUGAUUGACAUCAACCAGCAUCAUCUGAAUGUGAUGGGCGUAGGGCAUCCUUCUUUAGACACACUGUGCCAGGUUACAGCAGCCAGAGGGCUUCACAGCAAGCUUACAGGAGCAGGGGGAGGAGGCUGUGGCAUCACGCUCCUGAGACCAGAAACUGAUUCAACGACCGUCCAGGAGACGGUGAAGGACCUGAGGGACUGUGACUUUGACUGCUGGGAAACGAGUAUCGGUGGACCGGGUGUGCAGCAGCACUUCCCCUUCUCUGUUAAAGAGGAAAUUCUGGAGGUUUUAAAUCGGUACUGAGGCCGACCGGUGGCUGAAGAAGACUGAUUCAUAACACUGUGGGACCUUUGUUUGCUGGCUCAAAACCUGUGGUAUGCUGAACAUAUAAUGGCAACCAUAGCAAAAGAACAGAGACAUUGUUUACAACUGAUCUUCUUGACUGAAUUUUAUUGUUUUUGAUUUUUGAUUAUGUGUUUUUAACGGACUAAUCAACUGCGUCCUUCUGGACCCUGGAGCACAAACACAUGCAGUAAUACGUCUGUGCACUAGAUGGCAGCAGAGUGGCACAAAUGCGUAAAUCUAAUAUUUAAAUCAGAUUAUCUUAAAGAGAAUAAAUCAUCAAUUCUACAAUUUUGACUUGAUGUUAAAUGCUUGAUUUAGUGAAUGUGAUAAAGCAGUGGGAUUUAUUUUCAUGGAAAUAUAAGUUACAAAAAAGUUUGUAAAUCCAAAUGAAGGAAUUAUUCAGAAAAUUGAUGCAUGUCACAUUGAUCAUAUA
Molecule: messenger RNA, 1949 nt
Organism: Fundulus heteroclitus (mummichog)
Lineage: Eukaryota; Metazoa; Chordata; Actinopteri; Cyprinodontiformes; Fundulidae
Gene: mvk
Product: mevalonate kinase
Exons: 10
Coding region: 281-1474 (397 amino acids)
Biological process (GO): isoprenoid biosynthetic process; cholesterol biosynthetic process
Cellular component (GO): cytoplasm
Molecular function (GO): mevalonate kinase activity; ATP binding
Source: RefSeq, a predicted model, not a curated record